Molecule: messenger RNA, 270 nt
Organism: Laccaria bicolor S238N-H82
Lineage: Eukaryota; Fungi; Basidiomycota; Agaricomycetes; Agaricales; Hydnangiaceae
Exons: 1
Coding region: 1-270 (89 amino acids)
Source: RefSeq, a predicted model, not a curated record
AUGUGGUUAUUCGGUCAUUCUCCUCUCCUCAUUCCUCAGAACUUCUCACGUACCCCACGCGAUGCUCUAUGUGCCGUUACAUCCAUGAUAUAUCACCCAACAGCCGCAAUCUCUGCCCGUGAUACGAGCAAUCAUUGGCUCUGGACUGGGCGUGCACACCGCGUAGAAUCUCCGUCAUGCGUAUCCAUCCGCAGCUCGUCGUCGCCACUCCGCAACGUCGCACAUACAGAUGUACCCAUCGCUGAGUGGGCUCUUGUAACUUCAGAUUAG